Messenger RNA from Xyrauchen texanus (razorback sucker), 843 nucleotides. RefSeq names its product lysoplasmalogenase-like protein TMEM86A. NCBI's taxonomy places the organism in Eukaryota, Metazoa, Chordata, Actinopteri, Cypriniformes, Catostomidae. Gene Ontology annotation, cellular component: membrane. Bases 127 to 840 code for a protein of 237 amino acids. The record is from RefSeq and is a predicted model, not a curated record. The transcript is spliced from 3 exons.
UGGCCUGUCUCAAAAACAAGACAAAAACAAAUCUCACGUUCAAAGGGACGUAAAUACUGCCGCGUGCUGUUCUAUCGACUGCUCAUCUUGUCGUAUUUCCGCAAACAAAGAAAAACCGAGGACAAGAUGGUUUCCCCUGUCACUGUGGUCAAGAGUGAGGGUCCAAAGCUUGUGCCAUUCUUCAAAGCCACUUGUGUCUACUUCGUUUUGUGGCUGCCCACCUCGAGCCCGUCCUGGUUCAGUGCCCUCAUCAAAUGCCUGCCCAUUUUCUGUCUCUGGGUUUUUCUGCUAGCGCAUGGCAUCAGCUUUUUAGGUGCCCACUCCAGUGCCAGGAAAAUCCUGGCAGGACUUAUUUUUUCAGCUUUGGGUGACGCAUUUCUCAUCUGGCAAGAGCAAGGCUACUUUUGUCAUGGGCUGCUAAUGUUUGCCAUCACUCACAUUCUCUACUCUUCGGCUUUUGGGAUGAAGCCCCUCAACUUUAGAGCAGGUUUGGUCAUUACUGUUGCUUCAGGCAUCAGCUACACCCUUCUUUACCCCUACCUCUCUGGUCCGUUCACCUACCUGGUGGCCGUUUACAUCGCUCUCAUCGGGUUCAUGGGUUGGAGGGCCAUCGCUGGUGUCCAGGUGGCCAAUUACCUCUGGACCUGGACAAAACUGUCGGCCUGUCUUGGAGCCGUCCUCUUCAUGGUGUCUGACCUCACCAUUGCCGUCAACAAGUUCUGCUUCCCUGUGCCCCACUCCCGAGCCAUCAUAAUGGCCACCUACUACGCAGCACAGAUGUUGAUUGCGCUGUCAGCUGUGGAAUGCCAAGAUGCUGAUGUGUCUUGGAAAAGAGCCUGAGCA